Molecule: messenger RNA, 7975 nt
Organism: Venturia canescens
Lineage: Eukaryota; Metazoa; Arthropoda; Insecta; Hymenoptera; Ichneumonidae
Gene: DNApol-theta
Product: DNA polymerase theta
Exons: 10
Coding region: 868-7749 (2293 amino acids)
Biological process (GO): double-strand break repair via alternative nonhomologous end joining; DNA-templated DNA replication
Molecular function (GO): DNA-directed DNA polymerase activity; ATP binding; DNA binding
Source: RefSeq, a predicted model, not a curated record
CGUAAACGGAUGAUCUCGUAACUUGUAACAAUUAUAUAGUAGAAGUAGAGUUCCAGUUCAGGCAAGACUGCAAGACCGUUUUUCGCAGGCGAAUGGUGGAAUGUGGAACUGAUCAACAAGUAUAGUUGAGAGUUUUAUAAUUAUAACGGUAGCCCAUGAAUUAAUAUGAAUUAAUAAUUGCAAAAUGUAUCGAAUAUAUAUACCAAAGUAGACCAGGUACACCGGUAUGUUUUUAUUACAUUCCGCUACACUUCACCACCUUAUCUUGAUGAUAAUUUCUGAGGAUUAAUCAUCGUGGAGAAUAUAGUUGAACAACGAAAAACAAGUAACAUUGAUGAUGUUCUUGAUGAUCUUGUUGUUUAAAAAUUGUAAUUAAAUCACCGGAACGUUAGCGAAGAAAAAUUAUGAGCUAAAGAGGAGUUUGGAACCAAUUUAUAUUAUCCUGAGAAGCUGGACUUCCAAUGAAAAUAAAGAAGAAAAUGUGUUUUCGAGUUAAAACCUGUAAAGCCUUUAAUAAGAAGUAUGGGCUUACCCGAAACAAAUUGAUAAUAUAACAUUCUACAAAUACAAUGGCCAAACCAUUGAGAUCAAAUGCAGUUAAAAACAAGGAUCGAGAAUUUUAUGAAUAGCCUUGUGUUCUCAUCAGAUGCAUAUGCAGAGAAAGAAAAUAAUAUACCUUAAAAUUAGAAAUCAAGAACAGAGCCUCAAAAAUGCUCAAAGCUCAAUGAAAAUUUUUUUAAAACACAGCAAGGAUGGAAUAUCAAGCGUAUCCAGAUGUCCUGUUGAGACAGUAACUUCAAAAGGAACCAGAAGUAUCAUCAAUUUUCACAAGUUUGUACCAAUGGACAAAGUAUCAGGCUAGAAAAUAUGGGGGACAAGAAUAUCUCAGAGUUGGACUCAAAUUCUAGCAUGGAAAUGGUUUUUAAUGCGGAAUCCCCAGAUUACAAGAGGAAAAAAUCUUCUAACCAAUCGCUCACCAGUGCUAUAGAAACAUCCUCUUGUAUGCUUUCGCUCGAUCGUUGCGAGUUAGCUUCGUGGGGUCUGCCUUUAACAAUAUUACGAAAAUACGAAUCUCACGGUAUUACUAGUAUGUUUCCGUGGCAGGUCGAAUGUCUUUCGAAUGCAAAAUUGAUCGAGAGAAAUCGUAAUCUCGUUUACUCAGCACCAACAUCAGCUGGAAAGACAUUGGUUGCAGAAAUUCUUGUAAUAAAAACAAUCCUGGAGCGAAAGAAAAAAGUUAUUUUUAUAUUGCCAUUUAUUUCAGUAGUACGUGAAAAAAUGUAUUAUUUUCAAAAUUUGCUCACCGAAAGUGGUUUUCGAGUGGAAGGAUUUAUGGGCGGAUGUGCACCAACCGGCGGAUUUGCAGCUACAGAUAUGGCGAUUGCAACAAUAGAGAAAGCAAAUUCACUCCUGAAUCAAUUAAUGGAAGAAGGCAAUCUUUCCGAUCUCGGCGCGGUCGUUAUCGACGAAUUGCAUCUUCUGGGAGAUCCGCAUCGUGGCUAUUUGCUCGAACUUUUGCUCACGAAAUUAAAAUAUAUGAAUCUUCGAGAUGAGAAAGUUCACGUGCAGUUAAUAGGAAUGUCAGCAACUUUACCGAAUCUCGUACUUUUGGCGAAAUGGCUAGAUGCAGAGCUUUACAGAACGGAGUUUCGUCCAGUGCCUCUGAACGAACUUUGCAAAAUCGGCGAUAUAAUUUACGACCGUGAAAUGCGAUCUAUACGUAAUUUACAGAAGAAUCCUUCGCUCGUCGACGACCCGGACAACGUUCUUCAAUUGUGCAUUGAAACGUUGUCGGACAAUAACAGCGUAUUGAUUUUUUGCCCAACGAAGAAUUGGUGCGAAACAUUAGCACGGCAAAUAGCUACAAAAUUCUGUAAUCUCGGACAUGAAAAUAAAUCGAUCGGCUCGAUUUUGAGAGAACAAUUGACUAGAGAAACAAUUAUGGAAACUUUAGAACAGUUGAAACGAUGUCCGGCGGGUUUGGACAACGUUUUGAAAAGCACAGUUUCCUUCGGAACAGCUUUUCAUCAUGCUGGUCUCACAAUGGAUGAGCGGGAGGUUAUCGAAGGAGCUUUUCGUUCAGGGGCGAUAAGAGUUCUAACAGCAACUUCGACCUUGAGCUGUGGCGUCAAUUUACCAGCACGACGAGUCAUCAUUAGAUCGUUGAUGUUUCAUGGCAAGCCUUUGGACACGUUGAGUUACAAACAAAUGAUUGGAAGAGCAGGCCGGAUGGGAAAAGAUACAGCCGGCGAAUCCAUUCUCAUAUGUAAAAAUAACGAAAUUCGUGCAGCAACGAGUUUGCUUUCGUCAGGUUUACCACCCAUUGAGUCUUGUCUCGAAGGCUCUGAGCCUAUGAUUCGAGCUUUAUUAGAAGCUGUAGCAAGCGAAGUAGCAUACACCGUGAAAGAUAUUGAGCUUUAUGCAAAAUGCACUCUCGUCAGUGUCACAAGUGAAGAUUUAAUGGAGACAUCAAUUAUGAAAGCAAUCAAAUUUUUAGUCGACAACGAACUUUUUUUGCUUCAAACUAACGAAAACGGUGAUCAAAGAUGGAUCGCAACGCAGUUGGGAAAAGCGUGUUUAGCCGCAUCAAUCCCACCGACUGACGGAUUGUUUAUUUUUGAAGAAUUACAAAAAGCUCGAAAAUGCUUUGUCCUUGAUACCGAAUUACACGUUGUUUAUCUCGUAACUCCUAUAAAUUCGAGCAAUCAAAUCGGUCAAAUCGACUGGUUCGCAUUCAUGAAUAUUUGGAAGAAUUUAACCGAGAGUGAAAGACGAGUUGGCCAGUUGGUUGGCAUUGAAGAGAACAUCAUCAUAUCGGCAAUUCGUGGCUCCAUGAAAAAUGGAAAAGUUCUUGACGUUCACAAACGUUUUUACACCGCUAUGGCUCUCCACGAUCUUGUUCGAGAAAUUUCGUUGAUCGAUGUGUGUCGGAAAUAUGGAGUUUGUCGAGGUGUCAUUCAGAGUCUUCAACAAUCUGCAGCUACUUUCGCCGGUAUGGUUACACAAUUUUGUAAAAAACUUGGUUGGGAUUGUAUGGAAUUGUUGAUCGGUCAGUUUCAGGCGAGAUUGCAGUUCGGAGUUUGUCGUGAAUUGCUCGACCUUCUUCGAUUACCAACGCUCAACGGUCUUCGAGCGAGAAGCCUUUACAAGGAAGGCAUCACUUCUGUUUCCGAAUUGGCGGUUGCUAAUGUACUCGAUGUUGAACGAGGUUUGCACAAAGCUUUGCCAUUUGAAAGUGGAAAAGAAUACAAUGGCGAGGACAAGUUCGAUGCUGCUAAGAGAAACAAAAUACGAAGUGUUUUCGUUACCGGGAGAGACGGCCUAACAAUCCACGAAGCUGCAAUUAUAUUAGUCACGGAAGCAAGAACAUUCCUCCAAAAUGAAUUGGGACUUGAUGAUUUACAGUGGAGACAGCGAGAACAUCUCACUAAAGUAACUCAAUCUUCCGAUUUGAGCACAAGAAAAUUUUCGACGGAAUCGAUAGAUGAAUCGACAAUCGGAGAAUCUGUCGCUGUCACUGAUGAUCGUGUUGAUCGAGACAAAAUCAAAGAACUUCAAGAACCACAAAUUGUUAAAAAUCACGCUGGAAUUGGAAAAACAGACGCGCAAAUUCAAGAAACCACUUUGGAAAGUAUGGAAUCGAAAUCGGAAGGAGGAACACGUUUAUCUGGAAAUUGGACAGAAACCUGUUUUCGCACGAGUAGUUCGAUCGAGCACGUACAAUCGCAGACUAACGAUAAAACUUUAGAAAAAAAUGUGGAGAAUGCCGAAGAGUUGAGCGUUCCAGAGAAAGUAGCGGUUAAUGCAUCGAAUUGUCGAAACGGCAUUUCCCAAGAAUCUUUUGAAACCUCAGUUGCACGAAAAUGUGUUGAAUCAAAAGACGUUAUCAUGCAUUCGAAAGUUGACGAGAAAAUUGAUAUAGAAGGUACUUUUGAAUUUACUGAUAUUAUAAGUUCCGUUAAUUCGGAAGUAAAGAGCACCGGAUCGAAAACUGGUGGAGAUAUUUGUGAAAAAAAUCUUUGUGGACUAUCGAAAACUUUGAGUGUUCAUAAUUCUGACAAAGUUAUUGUUACAUCAGAUUCUCGAAAAAUAACGUCCAAAAGGAUUUCCAAAGAAAAUGUUGUUGGGCACAAGACUCAAAGAACUAUGUCUGAAGAUGUUAAUUCUUCGAAGAUCAAUAAGGAAACAUUUAUGGAAGAUACUUUUGAAUUUACUAAUACCCCAAAUUCUGUCGAUCCAGACGUAAUAAUAAUUGGAACGAAAACUGGUGAAAAAAUACAUAAUGAAUAUGUUUCGAAGCUGGAAAAUAAUCGAAAUUCAAUAAAUUCGAAAGCUGAUAUUGUUUCGCCUAUGGCUCUGAGAACCUUAUCCAAAGAAAUUUCCGAUUUUGGUGAUAAUAAUAAGGAGAUACUCAGUUCAAAUAAUGUUGAAAAAGAAAUAUUGAUGGAAGAUACGUUUGAAUAUCCUGGGACCCCAAAUUCAGUUGAUCAAGACGUAAUGAUAAUUGGAUCACAAACUAGACAGGAAAUUUACAAGGAAAAUGUGCCUCAGUCAGUGAAAACACCAAACAUUAUCAAUUCGAAAGUAAACACGGUUCCACCGAAGUAUAAAACCAUGUCUGAAGACAUUUACGAUUUGGAAAGAUCCACAAAGUUUAUAAAUCUGGAAGAAAUCUCUACCCCAAAAACUGGUGACUCUGUUUUCAAUAAAAUAUUCAAGUUCACCGGCACGCAAGGGAAAACGAUCGAUCCGGAAGAAAAUGCAAUGGGUCCAAGCGUCAAAGUUUCAAUUACGAGUCCAAUAGUUUUUUAUCGAGAAUCAUUGUCGAAAGAUCCAGAUUCUCGGAGUCCAAGCUUGUUUGAUGACAGUUUGAAUCUCGACACUCAAGAGUGUAAUAUGCUUGAGCAAAAUGUAAUAGACUCUUUGAACAUUUCAGCAUUCGGCGAGACAAAUUUGAACAUUGGGUCAGAAAGAAACACAUUGGAAAACCAAAGAUCAAAUUCAAUGAAAACCAACCGUAAAAGGAGUGCGGGCAGUCAGAGGAAAUCUUCAUCAAUUAAUUCUAAUCCACGACCAUUGUUAAGUACAUCAGAUCUAUUGGAUAAGAGCAGCAAGUCAUUGGUCUGGGGUGAUGAUUCGUGGAACAAUACCAACGAUAUUGUAGAUCCUGAAAAUAUUUUUAACGGCACAAGAAUUAUUUCUAGGAAUUUUUCUACUCCACCGAAUAGUAAAAUUAAGGAAAAGCCAGAAACUUCGCAGAGACGCGAUCACGAAGAUCGAUUGUUUCCUAGGAAUCGUGUUACGGAAUUGCAGAGAACAGCUAAAAAGCGAAAAUCCAGUGAUUCUAAUAUUGAAGUAUCACCAAUAGCUAGAAGCAUUAAAUUAACCGAAGUACAAAGAUUGUCGACAGAUUCUUAUAAAUCUGAUUCCGACGACGUUGUAAGACCAUCGCAGAACACCCGUUCAUCGAUAAACGUUACUAAAAAUCAUACCAGAAUGAAGUUGGAGUCAUUACGAAGAUCACGUACCCGACAGAAACAAAACCAGAAAUCGGAACAACUAGAAGAUAAUUUAAUGGUAAAAAAAUUACAUUGUGAACGUUGCAGUAUUGGAAGUACCGUUUCGAGUUUCGACGAGAAUAGUCCAGUAAACCAACAAAGUAUUUUGAAGAAAAAUAUAAAUAUUUUGCCUGCGGAGAAAAAAGCUUCGAAACUGCGAAAAAGACUGCUCAGCCCGGGGAAGAAAAAUAUCGAUAAAACGAGAUUUAAAAAACCUGCAUCAAUUUGCCCAAAAGAACUUCAAGUUGUAAACGUCACUAGCGAUUUGACAUUAUUCAAUCAAUUUCAAAAAGAAUUAUUGAGUAAACGCGACAUUGCAUUGGCUCUUGCGUGCGAUAUUUAUUCCAACAAUUCUAACAGUAUUGGCACGAAAAUCAUUGGCAUUACGUCGAUCGAUGGCAGAAAGAAAACAAAGAAAAUUGAUAAUUGUGUUUAUGGAAAUAAGAAAAUCUGUGGCGUCGCGAUUUCGUGGGAUGGAGUCGUCGUGCAGUAUAUUUCUUUCGAUAACACUCGUGAAUCUAAGGUGCCCGUUAAAGAAAGGCUGGAUCUUUUGACGCGUAUACUAACUACAUCGAGCUUGACAGUCCGCUGUUUUUCAUUCAAGGAAACGUACAAGAUCUUGUACAAUUGUUGCAGAAUAACAUCGUCGUGCAAGUUUCUCGAUCCAAUAACCGCGGACUGGUUAUUGAAUCCAGACAAUUCGGAUCGAUGUUUCAACAGCCUGAUUGCAGAACAUUUAUCUGAAGGCCGAUUUUUAUUACAACGUACUGAAACUGCUUCUGGAUUGAAUGUAAAAAGUCUCGUAUCGAGCGAAAUUCGAGCCACUACAGAAGCUGCUCUAACUUGGCAUCUUACAAAUAAUCUUAUAACAAAAUUGGAAGCAUGUAGCUCAAAAUUGUUGGAAACUUUUCGAGAUGUUGAAAUGGAAAUUCUGCCUCUGCUUGCUCGUAUGGAGCUCAGUGGUUUAGGCGUAAAUCUCACAUCCCUCCAAGAGUUAUCGCAAGUAAUUCAGGAAGAAAUGAUUCAAUUAGAGAGUAUAGCAUAUUCUCUAGCUGGGAAGAAAUUCAAUUUUUCAUCAUCAAAAAGCGUAGCUCAGAUUCUAGAAUUGAACAAGGCUAAAAAAAAAGUGAGUACCAGUAAAGCCGUUUUGCAGCACUGUGAAAAUCCCAUAGCUCGACUAGUCUCGUCUUGGCGAAAACUAAGAGUAACGCAAGUUCAGGUUGUUUUUCCUUUGCUGAGCUUGGCCGAAUGCAACUCAAGAAUCCACGGAAAUUGCAUUACAAAUACCGCAACGGGACGAAUUUCAAUGCACGAGCCUAAUUUACAGAACGUCCCGAGAGACUUCAAUUCUCACGACGACAGCUAUAUAAUUAGUGUUCGAAUGGCAUUUGUUCCUAUGAAUGGAAAUCUAAUAUUAUCAGCUGAUUAUUGUCAAUUGGAGUUGAGAAUCUUGGCACAUUUCUCAGAAGAGCCAAAUCUCUGUCGAAUUUUACGUAAAAAAGGUGAUGUUUUCAAAAAUAUCGCAGCUCGAUGGUACAACGUUGCGGAGGAUAAGAUCGACGAUAACAUGCGCCAGAAAACAAAACAAUUAUGCUACGGUAUGAUAUACGGCAUGGGGACGAAGACUCUUGCGGAAACUCUUGCUGUUACCGAACGAGAGGCUAAGGAAUUUUUGGAAUCAUUUAUGGGGGCUUAUCCAGGAAUCCGUCAAUGGCUAAGUCAAGUUAUUGAACAAACUCGCGCCGACGGUUAUGUAACAACUUUUAUGUCACGUCGCAGAUUUCUUCCGGCGCUCAACAGUGAAAAAUCCAGUGACAGAUCUCAAGCUGAACGACAAGCAGUCAACACGAAAGUUCAAGGUUCAGCGGCGGAUAUAACGAAACGAGCUAUGGUACGAAUCGAUGAAAGGAUGCGUCGUGAAUUUCCAGAUACUACACCUCUCGUGCUCACAGACAUCCCAAUGAGACGAAAGUUGCGAAACACUAGUCCUGACAAAGUUGCCAGAGGUGGUCAUUUGGUUUUGCAAAUCCAUGACGAACUACUGUAUGAAGUGAACGCGAUGGAUUUGCAACAAGUAGGAAAAAUCGUCCAGGAGUCUAUGGAGAAAUCGUGUAGUUUGAGAGUACCUUUACCCGUUAAGUUAAAAGUGGGGCAAACUUGGGGUGAUCUCGCGGAAAUGAAGUUUGAAUAAUUGUUUCAUAUAGAGGGAGAUUUUUUUUUUUUUCAAUUGUAAAUAUCAUAGUGGUAGAGAAGAAGAAUCGUGAUGAAAAAAAUCGUUAUAUUUUUUAUAUACAUAACAUAUAUUUAUACACACGAAAUAGGAACAUUAAGAAAAUAUUUGUUUUUAUUGUUAUUGAUAUUUAUUGGAAAUUUUUUCUCAUUGUUUAUACUUAUGAAAUACAUAAUGGAAAACCUUA